Molecule: messenger RNA, 1137 nt
Organism: Pyricularia oryzae 70-15
Lineage: Eukaryota; Fungi; Ascomycota; Sordariomycetes; Magnaporthales; Pyriculariaceae
Product: mitochondrial import inner membrane translocase subunit tim-22
Exons: 3
Coding region: 176-781 (201 amino acids)
Biological process (GO): protein insertion into mitochondrial inner membrane
Cellular component (GO): TIM22 mitochondrial import inner membrane insertion complex
Molecular function (GO): transmembrane protein transporter activity
Source: RefSeq, a predicted model, not a curated record
GCGCAAAGUUGCUGGGCGCCGACACCAACUCGAUAAGAUCACGACUUGUUUCAAUAGUGGUCACUUUGCUGCUAAUUACAUAUUGAAACUCUCAAUUAUCAUCGUUUUUGCCCGCUCGUUAUUUUUAUUGGCAAUAUAAACAUCGGCGAUAAGAGCUCAAACACCCACUUCCAUAAUGAACUUCCCAGGCUCUUCAGGCCUCCCCGGCCGGGGUCCGGCGCCGGAUCCGAACGAGGAGCAGAUGAAGAAGUUGAAAUCUUUUGGCGAAUCAUGUGCAGCAAAAACGGUCAUGUCUGGCGUCGCCGGUCUAGGUCUUGGUGCCGUCUUUGGACUUUUCAUGGCUUCGAUGGCAUACGACACACCCUUCCACCACCCGACGCCCGACGCCGCCAAAGCCGCGGCCCCGAAGCCCCCGUACGCCGCCGGCACGGGCAUGGUGCUGCCGCGCGGCAACUACAGCCCGCCGACCAUAACACCGCCGCCCAUGUCGUCGCUGCCGAUGAAGACGCAGAUCGCGGCCGGGUUCCGCGACAUGGGCGCGCGGUCCGUCAGCACGGGAAAGAACUUUGGCAAGGUCGGCGCCAUGUUCUCGGGCAUCGAGUGCGGGAUCGAGGGCCUGCGCGCCAAGAAUGAUGCUGGCAACGGCGUCGCUGCCGGCUGCGUCACGGGUGCCAUCCUCGCCAGGAACGGCGGCCCGCAGGCUGCAGCCAUAGGGUGUGCGGGUUUUGCGGCUUUUAGUGCCGCUAUUGAAAUGUGGUUGAGGAGUCCCAAGGAUGAAUGAUGGGCUUUUCUUUUUCUUUUUUAGCCUGUUGGCGGGGGAGUGUUGCAGCGGACUCCCUGGAGACUUGGUGUUGACGACGCAGAGGAGAGGAGGAGGGCUUCCACGUCAUGGCUUAGGGCCGUGUUCUUGCAUCGCAUCGGCGUUUUUCUGUUUUGGUCUGGGGAUUUGAAAAUGAUCUUGAGGGAGGGACCUUCAUUCCUUGCUUGGGAUGGAUGAUAGAUAUAGAGGCUGUAUUUCUAUUUGGGCAUAUACAUCUCCACUUGGGCCCCGGAAAGUUUCGAGGGCAUUUGUACAAAGUAAUGUACUAUUAUAAUAUAGAAGUUUCAAAACGAGGAUUGGAGAUGAAGAAAUAUUAA